AUGGCUGACUGUCGUUCUCUUCGUUCAAUGGAAACCGAUGGUUUCCAAGUGGUUACCGAAGUGGUCACCCACAAACUCAACCAUAUUCCAAUUUUCAAAGGAGACUUCGGCUCGUUGUCCCCGAAAGUGCAAAGAUUCGUUGCCGAGAAGGCCGAGUUGAUGAAUCCGGCUGGAAUCUACAUUUGUGAUGGUUCCCAGAAGGAAUAUGACGAUAUCGUCGACAAGUUGGUCGAGCGUGGAGUCUUGACUCCAUUGAAGGCCUAUGAGAAUAACUAUCUCUGCCGUACCGAUCCACGCGACGUCGCCCGUGUCGAAUCGAAGACAUGGAUGGUCACCAAGGACAAGUACGACUCUGUGUGCCACACCCCAGACGGUGUCCGCCCAAUCAUGGGACAAUGGAUGAGUGAGGAGCAGUUCGGUGUGGAGCUUGACGCUCGCUUCCCAGGAUGUAUGGCUGGACGUCCGAUGUACGUUGUUCCAUACUCGAUGGGACCAAUUGGUGGACCACUCUCGAAGAUCGGUAUCGAGUUGACUGAUUCUUCAUACGUCGUCCUUUGCAUGCGUACCAUGACUCGUAUGGGACAGAAGGUUCUCGACGCUCUCGGUGACCAAGAUUUCGUGAGAUGCAUCCACUCUGUUGGACUUCCACGUCCAGUUAAACAAAAGGUGAUAAACCACUGGCCAUGCAACCCAGACAAAGUGAUGAUUGCCCAUCGUCCAAAGGAGCGUGAGAUCUGGUCGUUUGGAUCCGGAUACGGAGGAAACUCAAUUUUGGGAAAGAAGUGCUUCGCUCUUCGUAUCGCUUGUAAUAUUGGUAGAGAUGAGGGAUGGCUCGCUGAGCACAUGUUGAUCAUGGGAGUCACCAACCCAGAAGGUCAAGAAAAGUUCAUCGCUGCCGCCUUCCCAUCCGCCUGCGGAAAGACCAACCUUGCCAUGCUUACCCCCACAGUACCCGGCUGGAAAGUCCGUGUCGUCGGAGAUGACAUCGCAUGGAUGAAGUUCGGAGAGGACGGUCGCCUCUACGCAAUCAAUCCGGAAGCCGGAUUCUUCGGUGUCGCCCCUGGAACUUCCCACAAGACAAAUGCAAUGGCAAUGGAGUCUUUCCAGAAGAACUCAAUCUUCACAAAUGUCGCAGAGACCGCCGACGGCGAAUACUUCUGGGAGGGUCUUGAGAAGGAGUUGAAGGAGGCGAAGGGCUAUUCUGAUGAGCAAUUGAAAAACUUGGAGAUCACCAACUGGUUGGGAGACCGUUGGCACAUUGGAGACGAAGGAAAGGCCGCCCAUCCGAACUCUCGUUUCACCGCCCCAGCCUCACAAUGCCCAACUAUUCAUCCAGAUUGGGAAGCUCCACAAGGAGUGCCAAUCGAUGCCAUCGUGUUCGGUGGACGUCGUCCAGAAGGAGUGCCAUUGGUAUUCGAGUCGUUCUCCUGGGAGCACGGAAUCCUCGUCGGUGCUCUCGUCAAAUCGGAGACCACCGCCGCCGCAGAGUUCACCGGUAAGAAUGUGAUGCACGAUCCGAUGGCGAUGCGGCCAUUCAUGGGAUACAACUAUGGAAAGUAUUUGGAGCAUUGGAUCAAGUUGGGCAAGGCACCGAAUAAGGCGCCGAAGAUCUUCCAUGUCAAUUGGUUCCGUGAGACGAAGGAUCACAAGUUCUUGUGGCCAGGAUUUGGAGACAAUAUUCGUGUUUUGGAUUGGAUUUUGAGACGAGUUUCUGGAGAUGACGAUAUUGCGGUCGAGACUGCCAUCGGAUACGUGCCAAAACGUGGCACCAUCAAUCUCGACGGACUCGCACGUAUCGAUUGGAAUGAGUUGAUGAGCAUCCCGAAACCAUACUGGGAAGAGGACAUCGACGAGAGCAGACACUUCUUGGACUCCCAAGUCGGCUCGGAUCUUCCACAACCGAUUCGUGAUGAGCUGGAUAAACUCGAGAAGAGAGUUCAUUCCAUUUAA
Molecule: messenger RNA, 1950 nt
Organism: Caenorhabditis remanei
Lineage: Eukaryota; Metazoa; Nematoda; Chromadorea; Rhabditida; Rhabditidae
Exons: 5
Coding region: 1-1950 (649 amino acids)
Biological process (GO): cellular response to glucose stimulus; hepatocyte differentiation; cellular response to insulin stimulus
Cellular component (GO): cytosol
Molecular function (GO): manganese ion binding; GTP binding; phosphoenolpyruvate carboxykinase (GTP) activity
Source: RefSeq, a predicted model, not a curated record